Molecule: messenger RNA, 1606 nt
Organism: Morone saxatilis (striped sea-bass)
Lineage: Eukaryota; Metazoa; Chordata; Actinopteri; Moronidae
Product: coagulation factor XI-like
Exons: 9
Coding region: 28-1221 (397 amino acids)
Biological process (GO): proteolysis
Cellular component (GO): extracellular region
Molecular function (GO): protein binding
Source: RefSeq, a predicted model, not a curated record
CCAACUAUUUUACUGCAGUUGUGCUUCAUGAAUCUUUAUUCUUUGCAGAGUGUCUUCAAAACUGAGAAGAUGAGAACAUAUUUGAUCUUGGUGGGUCUGCUGUCUAUAUGCAGCCUCUCCAUUAGUCAAGAAUGUAAUUCAAGGCAUCUGGUCAAUGUGGAUUUUCCGGGAACAGACAUAACAUCUGUCUACUCUCCUGAUGCUGAGCACUGUCAGCACAUGUGCACCCAGCACCCUUCCUGUCUCUUCUUUACCUUUAUCCGCGCUGACUGGACCAGAGAUAACAGGCACUUCUACUGCUACCUCAAGUCCACUAGGUCUGGACAGCCCAAUGUUCAGACUCCACUUCUGGGCGUCACCUCUGGCUUUUCUCUCAAACCCUGCAGCCCAGACCCACAGCCUUGCCUGUCCGAGGUGUACCCGAACGUGGACUUCCUAGGGGCAGAUUACCAAACCUUGUUUACAGCAGACUAUGAAGAGUGUCAGAGAGCCUGCACACAGGAACCUGCCUGUCAGUUCUUUACUUACGUAAAUGGAAUCUUUUCACUGGAGAAGAUCAGGUACAAGUGCCACCUUAAAUUCAGCUGGACAGUUCCAACACCUCCUAUUGUGAUGGCAAAAGUCGGAUGUGUGUCCGGAUUCUCCCACAAAACACAAAUAAAUCAAACCCUUAACUCAGCAUGUCAAGGCAAGUUUUUCCCAAGCACUGCCAUCCCAGGAAAUGACAUCCAGACACUGCCUGCUGCCUCUCCUGAACAUUGUCAGGCUCUGUGCUCUGUUCAGCCACGCUGCACCUUCUUCUCUUUUGACAGUUCUAAUUUUAAUUGUCACCUGAAGAACAAUGUGCAUGAAAUGGUGACCAGAGCUAAAGAAGGAUUCACAUCUGGGUUACCAACACGCUUCUGUCAGCUGGAUAACAGCUGGAUGAAGGUGGCUCAUGAAGAUGUAGAUUUUCAAGGUUCUGAUAUUCUCUAUGAGCUGAUGAAUGAUGCAGAACUAUGUCAGAGGAAUUGUGACGAGAAUGCUAACUGCCAGUUCUACACCUAUGUCAACGAAAACUUCUUCAACCCCGUUUAUAAGGAUCGCUGUUAUCUCAAGCGUGUCGUCACCAUGCCUGCUCCUCCUAAAGUUACCAAACUGGCCAAUGCCGUGUCUGGAUUCUCUCUAAAGAACUGUGUGCAGGGUGCUCUGCCCACACAUGGAGACGUUUUAAUAAAAUAAAGAAAGAAAAAAAUAAAGUGCAGAAGACACAAAUAAUCCAGUAAAAGCAGCAAGCAAAAUGUGUGGAGAAUUUUAUUUACAUGAUAUAUGUGAUCACUGGCCUCCUCACUCCAUGUUGAACCUUCCUCUUUUCAGCUUGUUGCACCACAUCUAACUGUGACAUGUACUGUUGCAUCACAUGCAUCCUCCAGACCUGGUGCUUUAAUACUUCAAUAUUGCACUUGGUUGAAACAUCAUCUGAUCAAUAUAUAUUUAAGCUGUGCGUAAACAAAAGCAAUAAAUAUUUUUGUUUUCAGCCUCCUCUUAGAGAUAUAUGGAAUGUAGGAGAAAAAAAUUGAUAUGACAUAUAUCUGUCAGCUAUUCAGAUGUAUUUUCUUGUUUAUAA